Molecule: messenger RNA, 3682 nt
Organism: Spirodela intermedia
Lineage: Eukaryota; Viridiplantae; Streptophyta; Magnoliopsida; Alismatales; Araceae
Source: the annotation of a GenBank genome assembly
AUGAAGGGCGAUGAGGCCAGGGAGCUGCUAGGGUUUCCGCCCGAUUCUCGGCCCUCAAUCGCUCAGGUAAUUCCUUGAUGACCUCCUCCCCAUCAUUCCGAUGGUCUUCUUGCCUGGUCUCCCGCGGAAUUCUUUCUGCAACGCUUUUGUAGGUGAUUCGGGGUGAAUUCUCUGUGUCAGAGCCCGCAGGGCGACGGGGGUGGGGGAGAUGGGAGAAGGAGACGCAUUGACUUAAUUCUGUGAACCUCCGGGAGACUCUUGCCCCCGUAGUCGACCUAGAAUUGGAGGAAUUUGAAUUUUGACGAAUCAUUUCACGUGGCUGCAUCCCGCUUUCCUUCUCCGUACGCAAGGGCGGAAUUGUGGGAAAUGAAAGCGCCAUCGUUGCAAAUUAAAGGUGAAAUAAUAGGAUUUCCUCUGUUUCUGCUGAUCUGUUCAUGGUGCCUGAUGACGAGCUCACGGGGAAUAUGUUGAAAAUUCAUGCUACCUGCUUUACGGGAGGACCAAGCUGACGCUGUUCCAUGGUUUUCUGGCCUAGUUUGUGUAGGAAUAAGGGUGUCUUUUGAUGGCGGUGUGGCCAGAUUCUUUUUAGUUUUUCGAGGCAAUGGCAGUUGCCGAUGCUAUUGUGUGAGAAAUCUAAUGAGUACCUCAGACCAGGUCAAAGCAGCUUACAAGAAGAAGGUGUGGGAUUCACACCCUGAUCGGUUCCCAGAGCAUGCAAAGUCUCACGCAGAGUCAAAGUUCAAGAUGGUAAGACUCUGAGCUGCACUGCGUUUAUGCUUCACCGUAACCAGUGACUUAAGUGUCUUGAACAUAUGCUUUAUGACAAAAAGAACGUGUAGAAAACUUCUUCUAAUAGCGGUAUUAACUUUUUUUCGCUCAUCGCCAAUGAUACUUGGCUCUCACGCAGUCGAAUGGUAUAGUAUGAUUUGUUGAAUAGAUUUGGAAACUGUGGCAUUUAAGUGGAGUCAGGAAGAAAAUUGAUGAUGUUUGGUUUCGAGGUGCAAAAAAAAUUUGCGGAUUUUGUAAAAUCAGUGAGAAGACAGUGGGAACCCCACAGCCUUUGCACAGAUAUUUUUCCUGGCGUACCCUUUAGAAGCCUUUAGAUGUACAUAUCAAUCAUUGGUCAUGUCAUGCUCUUCUUAGUUGCUGUCUAUUUUACUUCAUAACCACUUACUCCCAAUGAAUUCGCGUUUUAUUUCACGUUUUACCUUUCAUCUUUUUCCUAUUUUACUGCUUUGGAAGGAAUAGUUUUGUCUGACCGUGCUAAUUAAAAAUGAAGCAUAUUAACAAAUAGCCUGAAAACUGAAGAGAGAAACGCUAACCCCAAUAUCAUAAUAAAUUUAGGUCAAGGGAAAAAUGAAUUAAUUUGAGUAAUAAGAUGACAUAUUUGUAAGAGCUUUCAGCAAAAUAAGAUUCUGGGUAAGCAUAAGAUCAAUGUGUUUUCUGAGGUUUACAGUAGUAUGAGAGGAAUUGGCUCCACGUGUAUACCGGGCAUAACAUUUAUGGAAGGUGGAGGAUGUUUGCCAAGGAGUUGAAUCUGGUAAAAUGUGUUUGAUUUUGAUUUACAUGCAUCUUGCUGUGUUGUUUUUGUCACAAAGUGUAUUUAUUUCAAGAUUCAUAAUGUAAGGUUGGCUUGUAUUGUCUUAUCUAAGAUUGCAUGUAUGUAUUUAGAAAUUUACAGUACAUCAUCUUGGUGAAAUUUUCCUUCUGAUUAAUUUGCUGACACAGUAUCCCAUUUAUUGCAGAUGCAAGAAGCUUACUCAUGCAUGAUGGCUGGUAUGUCUAUUAAUAUUUAUUGAUUGUUGGCUCUUAAGAGUAUCAUGUUUUGCAAACACCCAAGUAAAUUAGUAAAUUAUCAUACCUGUAUAACUACAUUUUAUUUUUUUUCUUACGUUUGAUUCAUAAAUUUCUACACUUCCUUGGUCUUCUAGUUCCUUAGUCGGACUAAACGUAGCAUCAGAUUCGCCUUCCCGAGGAAACCUAUGUCUCUUUUGUUUUGCCAGUCCUGAAUAUGAUAUCCUAUACCUAGCGGGAAAUUAAAUUCUGAUAAUCUUCUCUGCUGAUCAUGAAGCUCAAGUGUGUCUUACUUCCAUCUUUUUCUGUUUCGUACACCAAUGAUCCAGAAGAAACCCACAUAUUAUUCUAGAUAGAGUUGAUUAAUAAAUUCCCUAGAUUUUUCUGCCUAUUUUUCUGUUUCCUGCCUGUUAGAUGUGUUCGUUUUUAUUCUACAGAGAAAUUUUCCCUUUUGUAUCUCGUGUUGCCAAUGUCAUUCACUUUUUCUUAUUGUAACCGCCUUGGCGAGCUUACUUGGAUGUAAUGUGGGCUAAUGCCCAUCAGAAAUUUAAUGGGCAUAUGAGCAUUAGCUUAGACUAGUGGGCUCCAUAACUUCUUAAGGUUUUAUUUGAUCUUGACCAAUGGGCAGAAGACACCCAUAGGAUUUUAUUAGGUAUGUUUGUAUUUGACUUGACCAGUGGACGCAAAUUUGACAUGAUGAUUUGACCAGUGGACGCAAAUUUGACAUGAUGAUUUGACCAGUGGACUUUGAGGCAUUAAGGCUAGCACUAUAACAGUCCUCUGAAAAUAUAGUGCUAUAAGAAACGAAAGACCCACUUUAGUUCUAUAUCUAUUUUUUUAGAGAAGUUAGUUCCUUUUUCAUGACUGAUCAUUUAGAACCUACCAGCAUGACCCAUUAUCUUCUUUCGAUAUAUAUGUUUGAACUUAUUAAAUUCUUCAAGACCAUGCUAGUAUUGUCUGCAUUGAAUGAGAGUGUACUGUUUUGCUCAAGGGUUUGUGGUAUUUGCUGAUUAUUUUUUAUUAUUAUUAUUUAUUAUCAUGGCCAUCACAGGUGGGAGAGCUGACCAGUUUUCAGAAGGUAACUUCAUGAUCAGUGUCUCGGUCAACAUUUUUAGUCUUUUUAUAAUUGACUGAUUUCUAUAAAAUAACAGCCCACACUUAUCAGUAAGAUUUUUCGAUAAUAACAAUCAAUCUGAUACUAUUUUUACAAGUAAACACGCAAAAAUUGCAUCGUUCUAUAAUUGGUUGAUUUCUGAAAAUAACACCCCGCACAAUUUUCAGUAAUAUAUUUCCACAAAAUCCUCCAAUCUGCCGUUCUUUUGACAAGUCAAAGGUCAAAAGUACAGUAAGUUGACAAUUAUUUCUGGAAGGGCACUAUUUCAUCAAAGGAGAUGUACCAUUAUUUUUCAAGAAAUGGCUCUGCCAUUCCUUCAAUGAACCUGACGAAUUUAUUUUUUUCCAAGAAGAGCUGCUCAUGUCUGCUAUUACUUUUGAGAGAUGUACUACUUAGCUAAAAGAGCUGCAACAUUAUUUUUUAAGAAAAUUACCCCCUACCACUCUCCUCAACCCAGUGUUUCUUUUCUUUUCCCAAAAACUAGCUACUCAUGUACGUGUUGUGAGGAAGGGUGUCUAUGGAGCUCACAAGAGGGGGAGCAGCACCCUCAUCAAGGCUCCAUUCCUCCUCAUCAUCCUCGGAACCCUCUCCCUUGGGGGCUUCAAUGCCCACCGGUAUGCUUCCUCUUUCGGCAAAAUCUUCCAUACUUGUCCUUGGAUCAUCCUUCAGUUUCUCUUCUCUUCUCUCACACUCCUCCUUUCUGGGCUGUCCUUCUCCAGAGCAUACCAGAAGCAGAAGGAGGAUUUCCCUGUGAGUAACCCAUUCCUUCCUUAG